Molecule: messenger RNA, 1750 nt
Organism: Papilio xuthus (Asian swallowtail)
Lineage: Eukaryota; Metazoa; Arthropoda; Insecta; Lepidoptera; Papilionidae
Gene: nAChRa3
Product: nicotinic acetylcholine receptor subunit alpha 3
Exons: 9
Coding region: 146-1711 (521 amino acids)
Biological process (GO): monoatomic ion transmembrane transport
Cellular component (GO): postsynaptic membrane
Molecular function (GO): transmembrane signaling receptor activity; acetylcholine-gated monoatomic cation-selective channel activity
Source: RefSeq, a predicted model, not a curated record
UGUUUGAGAAAAUACCUCUCAUACACCACUAAGAAGUUUAAAUUCCUCUGGGAGUUGAUGUACAGAUCACUGGUUCACGCGUCUCGCUGCGCAUCACUGAAUUUUGUAUAGUUUUCACAGGCCGCGGCCAGUCGCUAAGUGUAUAAUGGAUCUAUAUGUAUUUAACGGUGGGGCUGUGGCAGGGUGCGCAGUGUGCGCAGGCAACCCGGACGCCAAGCGACUGUACGACGACCUGCUGAGCAACUACAACAAGCUGGUGCGGCCCGUGCUGAACGUGAGCGACGCGCUCACCGUGCGCAUCAAGCUCAAGCUCAGCCAGCUCAUCGAUGUCAAUCUCAAAAACCAGAUAAUGACGACAAACCUAUGGGUCGAGCAGAGUUGGUUCGAUUACAAGUUGUCGUGGGAGCCUCGCGAGUACGGCGGCGUGGAGAUGCUGCACGUGCCCUCCGACCACAUUUGGAGGCCCGACAUAGUGCUGUAUAACAACGCCGACGGCAACUUCGAGGUGACGCUGGCCACCAAGGCGACACUGAACUACACGGGCCGCGUGGAGUGGCGCCCGCCCGCCAUCUACAAGUCCUCCUGCGAGAUCGACGUCGAGUACUUCCCCUUCGACCAGCAGACGUGCGUCAUGAAGUUCGGCUCGUGGACAUACGACGGCUUCCAGGUGGAUCUGCGGCACAUCGACGAGGCGCGCGGCACCAACGUCGUCGAGCUGGGCGUCGACCUCUCCGAGUUCUACACUUCAGUGGAAUGGGACAUCCUGGAAGUACCUGCAGUCAGGAACGAGAAGUUCUACACGUGCUGCGACGAGCCCUACCUGGACAUAACGUUCAACAUCACGAUGCGCCGCAAGACGCUCUUCUACACGGUGAACCUGAUCAUCCCGUGCAUGGGCAUCUCCUUCCUGACCGUUCUCGUCUUCUACCUGCCCUCGGACAGCGGCGAAAAGGUCUCGCUCUCCAUCUCCAUCCUGCUCUCGCUGACGGUGUUCUUCCUGCUGCUGGCGGAGAUCAUCCCGCCCACCUCGCUCGUCGUGCCGCUGCUCGGCAAGUUCGUGCUCUUCACGAUGAUCCUCGACACCUUCAGCAUCUGCGUGACUGUGGUGGUGCUGAACGUGCACUUCAGGUCGCCGCAGACGCACACGAUGGCGCCCUGGGUGCGCCGCGUCUUCAUCCACGUGCUGCCGCGUCUGCUGGUCAUGCGGCGCCCGCACUGCCGCCUCGACCCGCACCGGAGCCGCUUUGCGGGCAUAGUGGCCCGCGAGGCCAUGGAGCUGACGUGUGCGGAGAGCGGGGCGGGCGGCGUGUGCCGGCUGCACGCGGCGCGGGCGGGCUCGCGGCCGGGCUCGCCGCCGGGCGCGCUGGGGCCGCUCGGCGCGGGCUCGGCCGACGCGCCCGCACUGUGCGCCGCGCUGCGCCGGUGGCACCGCUGCCCGGAGCUGCACAAGGCCAUCGACGGCAUCAACUACAUCGCGGACCAGACGCGCAAAGAAGAGGAAUCCACUAGGGUGAAAGAGGACUGGAAGUACGUGGCGAUGGUGCUGGACCGGCUGUUCCUGUGGAUCUUCACGCUGGCCGUAGUCGUGGGCUCGGCCGGCAUCAUCCUGCAAGCGCCUACGCUGUACGACGAGCGCGCGCCCAUCGACGUGCGCCUCUCGGAGAUUGCCUACGCAGCUGCCAAGCCCCGCCCGCCGCCGCCGCCCCGCUGACACCCCCCUCUCCCACACCUCUUUCCCACCUCCUCCACA